AUGAUGAGCAGCGGGAGCAACAAGCGCCAUCGAGUCAGUGGAGACUCCUCGUCCCCAUUGCGGACGGCCAUAGCUUGCCGGGCAUGUCGUGAUCGCAAGACUCGUUGCAGCGGCCAUCAGCCAACCUGCACGUAUUGCUUCAAGGCGGGCGUGCCUUGUGAAUAUGGCCCCAGUGUGGCAAUACAUGAAGUCGAUUCGCUGACCAAGACCAUUAUAUCCAACAGCUCAUCUUCAAACCUCGAUGAAUGGGGUGCGAGAAUAUUGGAUGCCAUUGACAGUAUCUCCAUACCUCCAGUGUUGCCUAUCAAUUCCGUCCCAGCUGUAACCAGCGCUCCUGUCCAAGGGUUGACUCUAAGCCCCCAGUGCAUUCCCACAGGCUGUAGCCCAAUAACAGGUGUACACUCUAUUCUUAAAUGGCAGGUAUUCAAUAUACAGGGCGACAGAGGGCCUGUAGCUCGCUACAAGCAAGCCCUGAGUCGCCAUGCGGAUCAACGCCCCCUGGCUCGAGCAAUGGGGAGGGAAAGUGCCACUUGUGCCACAGAAACUCUGCUCGGGCUGGUAGACAUCUUCCAAGCUGGCUUCUUGCCUGCCAUCCCCGUAUUAGACGCGGCAGAUCUUCGCCGGUAUAUUCUUCAUAUUGGGGAAUAUGGAGACAUGUGGAAUGUAGAGGCAUGCUUGGUAUUGAUAGUUGCAGCUCUGGCGAGUAUGUUGGCACCGACUUCAGCUUUCGCUCAGCAUGCGUCAUCUACAGUCAGUAUGGCAUUGAGAUAUUGGAAUAUGGCGAAGAAACGGCUCGCCUGGGCUUUGGAGGAGUCGGGAAUUAUGGCGGCUCAAUGCCAGCUUCUUGCAGCCAUUUGGUAUAUCCAUACAUCGGAACCUACUGUAGCUUUGAAGAUGCUCAACGGCUCAUUAUUGGCCAUCGACACAAAAACUCCCAAGCACGGUCCCUCCAUUGGCGAGGAGGCGAGCCACCGACGGCAACAAGAUAAACUAUGCGACAACAUCCGGUACAUGUGUAUCAGUUUGUUAUGCUUGUGCACAAACAUCUAUGAAAAACCCUCACUUAUCGUCGUAUUUCUCUGGCCUUCCAGCCGACUACAGUGCGAAGUGACAUUUUCGCCUACUUCCACCUCAUACAAUCUACAAGACAGAAACACAAGUCCCCGGAUACAAUUUACUAUUACUGAAUUACUGAAUUCCCUUCUAUUAAUCCGCCAAAGUAUAAUGGAUGUCUCCAAAAUGCUCGGUGGUGAGAUGUCUAUUCAAGAACUGGGCACACUCCACCAAAAUGUACUUACGACAGCUCAAUCGCUCGAUGAUUGGUACACAAGGCUACCCGAUAACCUAAAAUCUUUAUUAGCAGAUCCUCUCAUGGGUUCUUCAGAAACAACUGACGAACGGUCAGAACUUGAGGCACAGAGCAAGCUGCUACAAUGGCAGUACCUGGAGGCCCGAGAGCUCGUUCUACGCCCCUCGCUCUAUUUAACCCUACAACGGCUGCCGUCGUUACAGCUGUCUAUGGCCCGGGGGUCAUCCGACUCUCAUCAAGGUCUGUCGGAUGUGGUGCAACAAUACUACAUUACCCAGUUUCACUCCAUGAUGAUACAGCAUCGCAACCUUGUCGUCAGCCGGCUUAGAUUGUCUCUCAACCAUGGAGAUUCAGACCCACAGACAUCACGAGUGAUGAGUCUUGACAUGGGCUGGUUGAAAACACAGACAUAUUUAAGCCUAGGGCUAAUGCUCAUUGCUUCAAUGCAAUGCAUAGGUGACACAGAGUCAACAAACGGUCGAUCAAUACAGUGGGGACCGGACGAGGAAGACUGCAUUCUGGCGUUGGAGAACUGGUCAAGAAAUAAUUCAGAGGCACCAGGGUUGGGUGUUGUGCACGCGGAUCUUUUGCGAGAUCUCUACGCGACUCUUUGCAAAAGUUCUGCUAUUUUCCCUUGA
This is a messenger RNA of Clonostachys solani, 1947 nucleotides long. The record is from the annotation of a GenBank genome assembly. NCBI's taxonomy places the organism in Eukaryota, Fungi, Ascomycota, Sordariomycetes, Hypocreales, Bionectriaceae.